This is a messenger RNA of Equus quagga, 786 nucleotides long. RefSeq names its product anionic trypsin-like. NCBI's taxonomy places the organism in Eukaryota, Metazoa, Chordata, Mammalia, Perissodactyla, Equidae. Gene Ontology annotation, biological process: proteolysis. Gene Ontology annotation, molecular function: serine-type endopeptidase activity. The transcript is spliced from 6 exons. The record is from RefSeq and is a predicted model, not a curated record.
AUGAAUCCACUUCUGGUUCUUGCCUUUGUGGGAGCUGCUGUUGCUUUCCCCGUUGACGAUGAUGACAAGAUCGUCGGGGGCUACACCUGUGAGGAGAAUUCCAUCCCCUACCAGGUGUCCCUGAACUCUGGCUACCACUUCUGUGGUGGCUCCCUCAUCAAUGCCCAGUGGGUGGUGUCCGCCGCUCACUGCUACAAAUCGGCAAUUAGCUCAGAAUUUUCCUGAAGAGGGUCUGAAUAUCGCCGCAUCCAGGUGAGACUAGGAGAGUACAACAUCGAAGUCGUGGAAGGGAACGAGCAGUUCAUCAACGCGGCCAAGAUCAUCCGCCACCCCAAGUACAACAGCUGGACCCUGGACAAUGACAUCUUGCUGAUUAAGCUCGCCUCGCCUGCAGUCAUCAAUGCCCGGGUGUCCUCCAUCUCCCUGCCCAGCGCCAGUGCUCCUGCUGGCACCCUGUGCCUCAUCUCUGGCUGGGGCAACACCCUGAGCUCUGGCAGCAACUACCCAGACCUGCUGCAGUGCCUGGAAGCCCCGCUGCUGAGUCAGGCUGAGUGCGAGGCCUCCUACCCCGGGGAGAUCACCAAGAACAUGGUCUGCGCCGGCUUCCUGGAGGGAGGCAAGGACUCCUGCCAGGGUGACUCUGGGGGCCCUGUGGUCUGCAAUGGACAGCUCCAGGGCAUUGUCUCCUGGGGCUAUGGCUGCGCCCAGAAGAACAGGCCUGGAGUCUACACCAAGGUGUCCAACUACGUGGACUGGAUUCAGCAGACCAUCGCUGCCAACAGCUAA